Messenger RNA from Cuscuta epithymum, 5495 nucleotides. The record is from the annotation of a GenBank genome assembly. NCBI's taxonomy places the organism in Eukaryota, Viridiplantae, Streptophyta, Magnoliopsida, Solanales, Convolvulaceae.
CAAUGGGGAAAAUGAAAUUAACAUUUUAACUCAUCUCGAAGGGCGCAAAGAGUCUGCGACCACAUGCCCACCAGGCCACAGUAGCAUACGAAGUCAACUGCACUAAUUACUACCACUCCGUAUUUCUUUCUUUCUUCUGUAUAUAGACAUCAAUCAGUUUUCAUCCAGACACUCCGGGGCAUUUUCUACUCCAAUCUCUUCCCCGACAAUCUAAUUCCUUUAUUGCUCAAAGUUUGAACAUGCUGCUGGCCUGAAAAUUCAAAUAAGAGUUGGGCACCAUUCAGAGCAUAGAGGGUAGAAGAUCGGUGUUGGUUAAAGUGACCAAAAAUGGCUUUCAAGCCACUUGAUUGGUAUUGUCAGCCAGUGAAGAAUGGGGUGUGGUCAAAGGCAGUGGAGAAUGCAUUUGGAACUUACACUCCAUGCGUAACAGAUUCUUUGGUGAUAUCUGUUUCUCAUCUUGUGAUUCUGGUAUUAUGCGUAUACCGUAUAUGGAGGACAAAGAAGGAUUUCACAGUCCAGAGGUUCUGUUUGAAGUCAAAAUACUACAACUACGUGCUGGGUUUGCUGGCUUUGUAUUGCACCUGUGAACCCUUGUAUAGAUUAGUCAUGGGAAUCUCCUUCUUAAAUGUUGAUGGACAGACUGGUAUUGCUCCAUAUGAGAUAAUUUCCAUAGUCAUUGAAGCUCUUACAUGGUCUGCAAUGGUUUUGAUGAUUGGCAUUGAAACAAAAGUCUAUAUCAGAGAGGUUCGGUGGUCUGUUAGGUUUGGAGUAAUUUAUGCUUUGGUAGGGCAUGCUGUGAUGUACAACCUCAUAAUGUCUGUUGGGGAGUUUUACCAGAGGUCUGUUCUGUAUUUGUAUACUAGUGAGGUUGCUGUCCAGGUUCUGUUUGGAAUGCUCUUGCUCUUUUAUGCGCCUGAUUUGGAUCCCUAUCCAGGCUAUUCUCCAUUGCAAACUGAAUCUAUUGAUAACACUGCAUAUGAAGAACUUCCUGAAGCAGACGAGAUUUGUCCCGAGAGGCAUGCCAGCAUAUUGUCCCAAAUAACUUUUGCGUGGAUGAACCCUCUUAUGCAACUGGGUUAUAAGAGACCACUCACAGAGAGGGAUGUCUGGAAACUGGAUACAUGGGAUAGGACAGAAACACUUCACAAUGAGUUUCAAAAGUAUUGGGAUGAAGAAUCUCGAAGGCCUAAACCAUGGAUUUUGAGAGCAUUAAAUCGUAGCCUCGGGGGGAGGUUUUGGUGGGGAGGUUUCUGGAAGAUUUUCAACGAUCUCUCCCAGUUUGUUGGGCCACUCGUACUCAGCCAACUCUUACAGUCAAUGCAACGAGGAGAUCCAUCAUGGAUAGGCUACGUCUAUGCAUUUGCAAUUUUUCUUGGAGUGGUAAUUGGGGUGCUAUGUGAAGCUCAGUACUUUCAGAACGUGAUGCGUGUUGGGUAUCGCCUGCGCUCAACACUGGUUGCUGCAGUUUUUCGCAAGUCCAUGAGGCUAACCAAUGAGAGUCGAAAAAAGUUUGCAACUGGGAAGAUAACCAACUUAAUGACAACUGAUGCUGAAUCUCUUCAGGCAUUAUGUCAAUCCCUGCACACUCUAUGGUCAGCUCCUUUUCGGAUUGUUGUUGCCUUGGUGCUACUUUAUGCACAGUUGGGGGUUGCAUCCCUACUUGGUGCGAUAAUGCUUGCUCUCACAUUCCCCAUUCAGACUUUGGUCAUAAGCAAGAUGCAGAAAAUGACAAAAGAAGGAUUGCAGCGCACAGAUAAGAGAAUUGGGCUGAUGAAUGAAAUACUAGCUGCAAUGGAUACAGUCAAAUCUUAUGCAUGGGAGGAUAGUUUUCAAUCAAAGGUUCAGGGAGUUCGGAAUGAGGAACUAGAUUGGUUUCGUCAAGCACAGAUGCUAGGAGCAUUGAACACGUUCAUUUUGAACAGCAUUCCAGUCUUUGUGAUUGUGAUCUCAUUUGGGAUGUACACUUUACUUGGAGGGGAGCUGACACCGGCAAGGGCAUUUACGUCUCUCUCGUUGUUUUCAGUGCUGCGAUUUCCACUCUUCAUGCUUCCUAAUAUUAUAACACAGGUAGUGAAUGCAAAUGUAUCCUUGAAACGUUUAGAAGAGCUUCUGCUUGCUGAAGAUAGAAUUCUGCUGCCUAAUCCACCUCUUGAUCCUGCACUUUCAGCCAUCUCUAUAAAAAAUGGCACCUUUUCAUGGGAAUCAACAGCUGAGAAACCAACAUUGUCCAAUGUAAAUUUGGACAUUCCAAUUGGUAGCUUAGUAGCAGUGGUUGGUGGUACUGGAGAGGGCAAGACAUCUCUCAUCUCAGCAAUGCUUGGGGAGGUUCCUGCAGUUUCAGAUGCAAGUGUCCUUAUCAGAGGAACAGUUGCCUAUGUACCACAAGUGUCUUGGAUCUUUAACGCAACAGUGCGUGAAAACAUAAUUUUUGGCUCUCGGUUUGAACCUUCCAGAUAUGAGAAGGCAAUAGAUGUAACUGCUUUACAACAUGAUCUCCAAUUGCUUCCUGGUGGCGAUCUUACUGAAAUUGGGGAAAGAGGAGUUAAUAUCAGUGGAGGCCAGAAGCAAAGAGUAUCCAUGGCUAGAGCUGUUUAUUCUAAUUCUGAUGUUUAUAUAUUUGAUGAUCCUUUAAGUGCUCUGGAUGCUGAUGUGGGCCGUCAGGUUUUUGAGAAGUGCAUCAGGGGAGAGUUAAGAGGAAAAACCAGAGUUCUAGUUACAAACCAGCUGCACUUUCUUUCACAAGUAGACAGAAUUAUAGUGGUGCAUGAUGGUACAGUUAAAGAGGAAGGUACCUUUGAAUACCUCUCAAACAACGGCAAGAUAUUUCAGAAACUGAUGGAAAAUGCAGGAAAAAUGGAGGAGUAUGCAGAUGAGGAGGAAUACGUUGAAAAGGUUGAUAAAAAAAUCUCCAAGCCUGUUUUAAAUGCUAAUAAAACAGGAACAUCUGAAGAUACAGGUGAAACAAAUAAAAAGAAGGAAGGGAAAUCUGUUCUUAUCAAACAAGAAGAACGGGAAACAGGUGCCGUGAGCUGGAAAGUUUUGGCGAGGUACAAGAAUGCUCUGGGAGGUGCCUGGGUAGUUAUAAUACUAUUAAUGUGCUAUGUCUUAACAGAAGUUUUUAGGGUUGGAAGCAGUAUGUGGUUAAGUUUUUGGACUGAUGAAAGCAGUUCAACAAGAUAUAGUUCUGGUUUCUACAAUCUGAUCUAUUCACUGAUAUCAUUUGCUCAAGUUUUGGUAACACUCAUCAAUUCCUUUUGGUUGAUCACGUCAAGCCUUUCUGCUGCCAAAAGAUUACAUGAUGCUAUGCUGAACUCCAUUCUAAGGGCUCCAAUGGUCUUCUUUCACACAAAUCCACUUGGAAGGAUUAUCAAUAGGUUUGCUAAGGAUCUUGGCGACAUAGAUCGCAAUGUUGCACCAUUUGGAAAUUUGUUUAUGGGCCAAAUAUCACAACUUCUUUCAACAUUUGUGCUAAUUGGGCUGGUUAGCACAAUGUCUUUAUGGGUCAUACUGCCACUUCUAGUUUUGUUUUAUGCUGCCUACUUGUACUAUCAGAGCACUGCCCGUGAAGUGAAACGUCUGGAUUCGAUUUCCAGAUCUCCUGUGUAUGCACAAUUUGGCGAAACUCUUAAUGGUCUCCCAACUAUUCGUGCGUAUAAAGCUUAUGACCGAAUGGCCAUGAUUAAUGGGAAAUCCAUGGAUAAUAAUGUUAGAUACACUCUUGUGAACAUGGGUGGGAACCGUUGGCUUGCUAUCCGUCUUGAAACUUUAGGAGGCAUUAUGAUUUGGCUUACUGCGACCUUUGCUGUGAUGCAGAAUGGAAGGGCAGAAAAUCAAGAGGCUUUUGCCUCUACUAUGGGUCUGCUUCUAAGUUAUGCCUUAAACAUCACGUCCUUAUUAACUGCUGUACUGAGACUGGCAAGUCUUGCUGAGAACAGUUUGAAUGCUGUGGAGCGAGUUGGGACAUACAUUGACUUGCCUUCAGAAGGGCCUGCUGUUAUUGAAAGUAAUCGUCCUCCUCCUGCUUGGCCUUCAGCGGGGUCUGUACAGUUUGAAGGUGUUGUACUACGUUACAGGCCAGAGCUUCCUCCCGUUUUGCAUAGUAUAUCAUUUACAAUCCGUCCCACUGACAAGGUUGGAGUAGUUGGAAGAACAGGAGCGGGAAAAUCUAGCAUGUUUAAUGCUUUGUUCCGUCUUGUAGAACUUGAAAGAGGAAGGAUUAUAAUAGAUGAUUGUGAUGUUUCAAAAUUUGGAUUAACAGACCUCCGGAAAGUUCUUGGAAUCAUACCUCAAUCCCCAGUUCUUUUCUCAGGAACUGUGAGGUUCAAUCUUGAUCCAUUCAAUGAACAUAAUGAUGCUGACUUAUGGGAAGCUUUAGAAAGGGCGCAUCUAAAAGAAGUUAUUAGGAGGAGUUCCUUAGGUCUCGACACUGAGGUGUCUGAGGCCGGGGAGAAUUUCAGUGUUGGACAGAGGCAACUAUUAAGUCUUGCUCGAGCAUUGCUUCGUAGAUCUAAGAUUCUUGUUCUGGAUGAAGCCACUGCUGCUGUUGAUGUCAGAACAGAUGCUCUUAUUCAGAAAACAAUAAGAGAAGAAUUUAAAUCAUGCACAAUGCUUAUUAUUGCUCAUCGUUUGAAUACAAUCAUUGAUUGUGACCGAAUUCUCCUGCUUGAUGCUGGUCAGGUCCUAGAGUACAACACACCAGAGGCACUGUUAAUGAAUGAAGAGAGUGCGUUUUACCGGAUGGUUCAGAGUACAGGAGCUGCUAAUGCACAGUAUUUACGAAGCUUGGUACAUGGGGGAGGAGAAAUCAAAUCGGAGGUGGAAAAGAAACUGGAUGGCGAAAGGAGAGGGCUUGCCUCUUCUAGAUGGGCUGCUGCGGCACAAUAUGCACUAGCUGUAAGUCUCACUUCGUCGCAGAAUGACCUUCUGCAGUUGGAAAUUGAAGAUGGCGUUAAUAUCGUCAAGAAAACAAAGGAUGCUGUGAUCACUUUGAAAGGGGUUUUAGAAGGGAAUCACAACAAAGAAAUUGAAGAGACACUGGAAAACUACCAGUUGCCCAGGGAUAGAUGGUGGUUUGCUCUAUACAGACUGGUUGAAGGUCUUGCAACAAUGAGUAGGCUGGCUCCUAACAGGAUGCAAAAUGGUGAAUACGAAUUUGAAGCAAAAUCGAUUGACUGGGACCAUGCUGCAAUGUAGGAGUACUAUCCCAUUGUUCAGGAGGCUAUAGAUUUUGCCUAUCAUUACCUACCUCAACUCCUCAUAUUAACAUCUUAUGUAUUUCUUCUUAACCAAAGUAAUUUUCACACUUUUCCUAAAUAUAAUUUAAAUCACAGUUUACAUUUUUCUUAUUUACACGCCCCAUCGAAAUGGGUGUUACUUAGAGAGUUAGAGAUGGAAAAAGUACCUUUUUGAAAGGGGUUGAUUGAAACUUGAUGGUUUUUCUGUGUUAAGCAAAGUUAUUGGGGAUUGUACUACCAAUAGCAUAUUCAUAAAUUUUC